Messenger RNA from Cylicocyclus nassatus, 2157 nucleotides. Lineage: Eukaryota; Metazoa; Nematoda; Chromadorea; Rhabditida; Strongylidae. The record is from the annotation of a GenBank genome assembly.
UGCAGGCAAGAGCGAUGCACGGCCCCUAUGUGGUGCUGUCGCCAAUCGCCAAGUCUCACCCCUUUGAGGAGCGACGGGCACAUGUCGGCCCUGAUGAAGAUCCGCUGAAGAUUGGCCGAGCCGUCGCCAGAUUGAAGGCAGCAAAAGACAACGCUAUUUUUGAUUGCAAAGUGCUUUCACGAAACCAUGCAGUGUUAUCAUACCGUAAUGGAGGUUUUUUCCUGCGUGAUACGAAAAGCAGUAAUGGAACUUUCGUUAACAAUGAACGGUUGGCUGUGACAGGCGAAGAAUCCGAAGCACGACAGAUUUUCACGGGCGACAUAAUUCAGUUUGGUGUGGAAAUAGUCGAGAACUCUAAUAAAGUUGCACAUGGAUGUAUAUAUGCUAUGGUACAACUGUUUGACGCCAAUGGUCAGAUGGUUGAAGGAGGAGGAACACUGAGUAAUGGUGAAAUGAAUGGAAUGCUUCACUCCACUGAGCCUUCCUUGGUGAAUAAUCAUCAGUUAUUUCAAAUGCAACAAUAUCUGUCGGAGGCGCUUUACAGAGAGGAAGCACGUCAGCAGAAACUAGAAGCUCUUGAAAAAAUGUUGGAAGCAACUGAACAUGCUUCAGAAGCAGCGUGGAAAGCCCUAGUGAAUGAGGAUAGGCUUCUUUCAAGGAUAGAAACUCUUGAGGCACAGCUAGCAACUUUCGCUAAGAAUGCUACUCCGGACAAACUCAGGGAAGAUGUUGUCAAUCUCAUUGAAGAUAAAGCGAAAUUUGAGGUAGCGUCGAAGGAACAUCUGAGAAGAGCUCAAGAAGAACGAGCAGAGUCUGCUUUGCGACUGGCGGAUAUUGACCGCAGUUUGGUGUCGACCGAAGAAGAGUGCAAUCGUCUUCGAUCACGAGUCCAAACGCUUGAAGCUAGACUCAAUGAAACCGUUUCUGCAUACGAAGCGAAAGCAAACGAAUGUGGAAUGAAUCACAUUGCCUUGAAUGAGGCUGAGAAAAGACUAUCUGCCGCUGAGGAGAAAGCAAGUGCUGCGGAAGCUCGUCUCAGUGAAUUGGAAUCAAAAACGCAACACGAACGCUCGGUGUCUUCUUUGGUUCGUCUACUUGUCAAUGCCCUCAACAACAAUCCUACCCUCAAUGAGAACGACCACUGGUUGACGAUGCUGUACGAUAUGUUGAAAGAGCGUAAUGGAGCGUCAGAUGCUGUGCCUGAACCACCAAUCAUGAAGAUGCCCAAGAUAGAAUCUCUAGCUAGCGACGUGGUUGGAUGCAAAAAAUGCGAGUAUGUCAAAGAUCUCAACGAACGGGAAGCACUGAUACGAGCUGAGAUUGAAUCAUACCUCAAGGAUAACUUGCAACUUCAAGCACGCGUUCGUGAUUUGGAGUCGGCACUGGCCAUCGCAGUGUCUCCCGUUUGCGUGACGGAGAAGGGCCGACUUGAGCUCGACGAUCCUCAAUCUUUAGGAACUGUUCCUUCGCAGAAGAAAAACAGCAACCAUGCUGCUGCUUCGACAGUGGCUGCACAUCAGUCUAACACUCUGGAUCCUCUUACUGAUACGGUUUUUAUCAUCUCAUUUGCUCCUUUCCUUGCUCUAAUUCUAUUGCUAUUGGCGCCGUUGCAUGUAAGAUUCAUGCAGUGCGUCAAGCAAGACUAGGUCGAUUAUGGUCUGUGAUACGAAGUUCGUCGACUUAAUGGUCAAGCGGCACCGAUUCUUCUAGCAGGAUAUUCUCCACUGUCUCGCUGCGCGUUCGACGCUCCACCAUCGCUCAGGCUAAUUGUUGUGCUAUUUUGCAUAUCAUGUGCUUUCUUUGUUUUUCUGUGUGACUUUAGCCACUCACUGACCACUUCCUAGAUCUAUGCUUUUUUGGACUAGUCACGAUCCAUCGCCGUUUGGCAACUGUCAUUCUGCGAAGCGGUUUCAUUACGCUUUGCGCACCUCGAUGACUCUCUUGAUCUGCUUAAGUUGUAUGCGAUGCGAUUAACGGUAAUAAGUAGGCACAUGUCUUGGAUUGUAAGUGUGUUGUAAUUACGAGAUUUCGCAAAGUACAUGCAUGAAACUGGUUGAUUUUUUGAUUCUUGUUUUGAAACUAUGUAAUUUCAUUUCACAUUGCCGCAUUUCAGAUGUUUUGAGUGUUUCAGUAUGAUUAUAAAUUAUUCGAAGUUAU